Hyposmocoma kahamanoa is the source of this 2787-nucleotide messenger RNA. RefSeq lists its product as uncharacterized. The record is from RefSeq and is a predicted model, not a curated record. The coding region runs from base 118 to 2787 and encodes 889 amino acids. The transcript is spliced from 16 exons. NCBI's taxonomy places the organism in Eukaryota, Metazoa, Arthropoda, Insecta, Lepidoptera, Cosmopterigidae.
UCCCACGUUCCUUUUAGCUUAGUGUCAAUUAGUAAAAAAAAACUACCAAAGUCAUUAAAUUUAGGUCCUACCUCUAAAAAAUAAAACUAUUUUUUUUAACCAAAGCUAGACUUAAAGAUGUCAAAUCAAAUGCCAAUUUAUAGCCAAGUCGUACCAAAAUCGCAAUAUCGGGCAAGAAAUGGAAAAGGUACGAGAGAGAGACCGCAGAACUUGGCCCGAUCGGACUUUGAUCCGUUAAAUUACAACCAUGGUGGAAAUUUCCAAGUUAUGAACACCCCCAUUGAGACACGACCUGAGAAAACAGAGAAAAAGGAGGCUAGGAGGGCCAAAGAGGAGACACGAGAGCGUUCCCGCAGGAAAGAGACUAGAAACGACCCGAGCGAGGGCAAGGUCGAGGCGUAUUUGAGGCAAAAUCAAGUCAGCAUACGGCAGCAACAACAUCGGCACUCUGCCGUAAGACAAGCGGAGCAUAGAGUCAAUCUUAGAUCUCUUCCAUUAAACGACGUGCCGCCAACUCGCGGUGGGCAUGAGCGAACACCAACCGAGCGUCACCGAGGUUUUCCCGAGCGCGAAAGAGAUGUCCCCAGAGAUCGGGAUCACCGCCGCGAGAGAGAGAGGGACAGAGAAAAUUUUGAUUUUGAUACAACUCCACUUAGCCCAGUGGCUUCUCGUCAUCAAGAAUCCUCACGUCCUGUUCGCAAGUCCUCCUCAGCUCACAGAGUGUCCGAGACAGCAAUAUCAACCGACAAACGGCGUUUCUUCUGCCGAGAAUGGGCAUUCCAGAAGAUUGCCCAUUGCCUGGAACAACGACCGGUUAGCAAGACCUGUGGUGCGCUUAUAUUGGGCGACGCCGGCAGCGGCAAAACGGCACUCUGCCAAGAACUCAGUCAACCAGGGCAAGGCCCGCAAGCAAGACAGCAGCGAGCGUUGAACCGAAGAUUGUUGGCUCGGCAUUUUCUGCAGAGCCAAAAUGAGAGCAGUCUCCGCUGUGGAGAGUUCAUCCGGUCUCUCGCGAUGCAGAUCUUGAGCCACUCGUCGAAACGCAAUCCAAACAAGAACGAUAGCUCCAACGCAGAUAGAGAUCCUUCACCUGGACUCUCCCAAAGUUCGCCGGGUAAUAGACGGAACUCUGACGAGGAAAAACUCAUCGAUAGAUUCAAAGAUCUUGGCGAUGACGGCGAAGAGAGUUCCAAGCCGCUCCUUGCCGAUAGUGAAGACCAGCGCUCGGACGAGGAGGAGGGCGGUGGGGGCGGCGGGGGCGGCAGUGGCGGCGCGCGGCGCACGCGCACCAUCGACCGCAUCCACGAGCGGGACGCCUACCUCGACUCGCUCAUCGACGACGCCGCACUCAGCGCCGUCGACGACCUACCAGAAAUCCUACCUCGAGCAUCAAAACCAACAGCGACCAACCCGUUCCUAUCUGAAGACCAAAAAGACGACCUUCGUUUGUACGAAAAUCACGAGAACGUGUUCCUAAGGAACAUAUCUCAGCGACAAUCGAAGGAACUUCGGAACUCGCGACUUGUACGACAGAGUUCUGAACCCUUGACCGACAAGAAACCCUCACUGUUACAGAAGAGUCUUUCCACUGACCAGGACACAAAAGAAGACAGGAAAGUCGAAAACAGUCCACCAAAAUCUCGUAUACCAGUGGCCAAUUUCAAAUAUCCCAACAAAAGCGAUUUGAAACUUCCCAGCACUGAAAACAGCCCUCACAAGACGAAUCCCAACAACGCGAACCAUAAUAAAACCGAUACCGACGAUUCGGAGAAACUAGAAAACUCAGAAAAGCAAGAAAAUGCAGACAACCACGACGCAGAACUACCAGAAUACCAAAACGUUUUAAAACCAAAUUCAACAGAGCCAUUAGAUGUGUCCAAUCCGAAUGUAGAGCUGGAAAAACUUUUAGAAAAGAAGCGGUCCCAGAAUGACGAUGUGCCUCCGCCUAUUCCUUCUUUGCCAGUGUCGCCUAGAACUUUGAUAGCGAACGCAUAUUACGACAAGUUGUUAUCAGAGCCAGAAAUACAACAGGCGUUGUUGCCCCAGAAUUUGGAGAAAAACCCAGAUGAAUGUUUCAAAAAGGCUUUGCUGUUUCCUCUAUUGGAAAUUGACCCGCCGAAACAGUGUUUAUUCUUGCUGGUGGAUGCUAUUGACGAAGGAAAUUUUAACGGCCAACUGGAUUCAAGCGAUGAGGCCGCGAGUAGUGUCGCAGCGCUGUUGUCGCGCCACCAGCAUUUAUUCCCGCAAUGGCUGCUGCUCGUUUGCACUGCACGAAAACACUCGAAGAAUCUCACUAAGAUGUUUACGGGAUUCAGGAAGAUAACCUUGGACGAACUGCAACGUGCCCACGUAUCGGCAGACGUGCAAAGAUAUGUUCUAGCCAGACUCGACACCGAGCCUCGACUCAGAGCGCGCGUGUCGUGCGACUCGUUGGCCGCCGCCGCCGCCGCGCACGCGCUGGACCACCUGCGCAUCAAGAGCGACGGCUGCCUGCUCUACCUCGAGAAGGUUCUGGAUGGCGUUGCAGACGGGUUUAUUGCCCUUCGCGAAAUCAGAGAGAUUCCAGGCACAUUGAAUGGACUAUACUUGUGGUUGGCGCAACGACUGUUUCACGGGAGACGAUUCACAAAGGUCCGUCUCCUCUUGGACGUGCUGCUGGCAGCUCGCUGCGGAGUCACCGAGGAGAUGCUCUACAAAUGCCUCCUUACAAAAGAAUACAGCGUCACCAGGGAGGAUUUCAACAGGCGGUUGCAUUUACUGAGAAGAAGUGUCUUAUUACCAACAUAA